GGUUUUUUUUUUUUUUUUUUUUUUUGGACGUGCCUCUCUUGCAUCCGCAGUGCGGCUGCGAAGUGACAUCUGCAGCGUGUACAGGUGCAUCAUGCCCUUCAUCUUGAAAGAGGCUUGAUCCCGAUCGGCCGACAGUAGCGGACUGUGCCUCCCACCGCCCUCCCUGCUCCUCGCGGUCCCCCGAGGCACAGCCAUGACGUGCCACACCAGGACACUGACCUGCUUUUUUCUCUGCUGCUUCCUUUCCACGCUGGCGCCGCUCGCGACCUCCAAGACGGCGUUACGGGCGCCGCCGUCGCCCGGCUACGGUUCCCGAGUGAUCACGGCGUCUCUCGAGGAGGAAGAGUACGCCUCGUUUCGCGCCGAGAACCCCGAAUGGACAUUCAACCACUUGGCGGUGGACUAUCGCAACGGCAACGUUUACUUGGGAGCGGUCAAUCGCAUCUAUAAACUGUCGCCGGGUUUGGAGGUGCAGGUGUCUCACGAGACCGGCCCGGACGAGGACAACCGCAAGUGCUACCCGCCGCGGAUCGUGCAGCCUUGCGGCGAGCCGCUGACGCUCACCAACAACGUCAACAAGAUGCUGCUGAUGGACUACCGGGAAAACCGGCUGCUGGCGUGCGGCAGCCUCUACCAGGGCAUCUGUAAAUUGCUGCGCCUGGACGACCUCUUCAAGCUCGGGGAGCCCUUCCACAAAAAGGAACACUACCUGUCCGGGGUCAACGAGAGCGGCUCCGUGUUCGGCGUCAUCGUUUCCUACGGCAACGCCUCGCCGGACAUGCUGUUCGUGGCCACGGCGGUGGACGGCAAGCCGGAGUACUUCCCCACCAUCUCCAGUCGCAAGUUGGCCAGAAAUUCCGAGGAGGAUGGGAUGUUCGCUUACGUCUUCCACGAUGAGUUUGUGGCCUCGAUGAUUAAGAUCCCGUCGGACACCUUCACGGUGAUACCGGACUUUGACAUUUAUUACAUUUACGGCUUCGCCAGCGGGAGCUUUGUCUACUUCCUGACGCUGCAGCCCGAAAUGGGAGGCGGACCCACCGCCGGCUCUUCCUCGGCGGGCCGAGAACAGGUGUACACCUCCAAGAUCGUCCGCCUGUGUAAAGCGGACACGGCCUUCAACUCGUACGUGGAGGUGCCCGUCGGGUGCGUCAGCGGCAAUGUGGAGUACCGACUUCUGGAGGCGGCCUACCUGUCCAAAGCCGGCGCCAAUUUGGCGCGCUCGCUGGACGUCGCGCCGGACGACGACGUCUUGUUCGCCGUCUUCUCCAAGGGCCAGAAAAGGCGACCCCGGCAGGAGUCGCAGGAAUCGGCCCUGUGCGUCUUCUCCCUGCGCAACAUCAAUGAGCGCAUCAAGGACAGGCUGCAGUCGUGCUACAAGGGCGAGGGAACGCUCGACCUGGCCUGGCUCAAGGUCAAAGACAUCCCCUGCAGCAGUGCGCUCCUGACCAUCGACGACGACUUCUGCGGCCUGGACAUGAACGCGCCGCUCGGCGUUUCGGAGAUGGUGCGCGGCAAGCCGCUCUUCUCCGACGCCAGCGACAAGAUGACCUCCGUCGUGGCCUACGUCUACAAGAACCACUCGCUGGUCUUCGUGGGCACCAAGAGCGGCCGCGUCAAGAAGGUAAGCUGCGGAAUCGCCGCGUAAAGGUUCUAAAAAUCGGGUGCGCCGCGAGGAAGGAGCGUUGUCGUGAGGUAGAUUGACUUUCGGGCAAAGUCGCUGAGUCGGCUGUAUUUGCGCGGGGGCGUGCGUGUGCAUGCGUGCGAUGAAUUUGAGUUGUGAGGAAGCGGAGGUGUGAUCAGGAGAGCCCCCGAGGGGGGGAUUUGAUUCCUGCAGCCAAACCUAUCUGGUGUCUCUCUACAUCCUCCUUGUCCAUUACGCACCCACACACACACACACACACACACACACACAC
This is a messenger RNA of Hippocampus comes (tiger tail seahorse), 1913 nucleotides long. RefSeq names its product plexin-A4. Gene Ontology annotation, cellular component: plasma membrane; semaphorin receptor complex. The coding region runs from base 194 to 1645 and encodes 483 amino acids. The transcript has 3 exons. The record is from RefSeq and is a predicted model, not a curated record. Gene Ontology annotation, molecular function: semaphorin receptor activity; protein binding. Gene Ontology annotation, biological process: semaphorin-plexin signaling pathway; regulation of cell migration. NCBI's taxonomy places the organism in Eukaryota, Metazoa, Chordata, Actinopteri, Syngnathiformes, Syngnathidae.